Molecule: messenger RNA, 2505 nt
Organism: Venturia canescens
Lineage: Eukaryota; Metazoa; Arthropoda; Insecta; Hymenoptera; Ichneumonidae
Gene: Nnp-1
Product: Ribosomal RNA processing protein 1 homolog Nnp-1
Exons: 7
Coding region: 238-2430 (730 amino acids)
Biological process (GO): rRNA processing
Cellular component (GO): preribosome, small subunit precursor; nucleus
Source: RefSeq, a predicted model, not a curated record
CCGUUAUCCGUUGAACCGGUAUAGGUUAGAAUACUCAUAAUCGAAUUUGGGAGAAGCAAAGGGACGAAAAACGGGCAGCGACCACGUUGUUCCGAAUCGGCGUCAAUAUUAGUUAUACAUUUUUUUAAAAUAAUUACUAUAAUUUGUGACUCAAUUUUUGAAUAAUCGAAAAUAUUUGUCAAUUAUUGCUGUUCUUUAACAGCUAUAUUUGUUAUGUGGUGAAAUAAAAUAAUUAACAUGGCUAAGAAAAAUACACGUGUACCGCGUAAGCGAUCACAUUCUCAUUCCGUUGAGAAGAUCGUUAAGCCCGAAGCAUUCACUAAAAAAGUGAAAAAACGUAAAGCUCUCGUUAUUGCUCAGGAAAUAAAGUUUGCUCGAUUACUCGCAAACAAUGAUAAAAAGGUUAGAGAUAAAAUGCUCAAGAAUCUUAAGAAAUGGUUGACAGUACGGUCCGAAAGUUCUUUCGCUUUCACAGAAGCCGAUUUUAUGAGAUUAUGGAAGGGUCUAUUUUAUUGCAUGUGGAUGUCAGACAAGCCACUUGUUCAAGAAGAAUUAGCCGAAUCUCUUAGCAAUAUUGUCCAUUGCUUUGAUUCUAUGGAAACCGCGCUACUUUAUACAAAAUGUACCUUAAAAACACUUGCCAUUGAGUGGUUUGGCAUCGAUCGUUUCAGACUGGAUAAAUUUCAAAUGUUAGUGAGGAGGAUAAUUAGACAAACAUUUGUGAUGUGCCGCCUGAAAUCCUGGGACAGAGAAUGGACCAAAGGCUCUGCUUCCAUAAUAGAGAAUAUUUUAUUGGAUCCAAAAACAUGUUUGGGAUUCAGUUUACAUUUAACGGAAUUGUAUAUGGAAGAAUUAGCAAAGAUUGGCGGUGGAUCUAUACUCCCCGAGAACGUUACAGAUUUGCUCAGGCCUUUUGCAAUACAUUUGGCUUCGAUGGAGGAUGAGCGACAAAUCAGGCAUGUUAUGAAACAUAUUUUCCGGUAUCUUAUUUUUCAGUCUGAUGUCGGUAUGGAUUACAUGGAAAAAUUUGAUGCCUGGCGACAAGCAGGUUUUCCGUGUAAAAAUAUCGAUCAAAUGCAAAAAGUCGAGCUUGACGAUAGAGAACAAGAGGUAGAAGAUGAAAGCAGUGAGAGUGUUCAAUCUCAGACUGCUGAACAGAAACCUCUUGAUCCGAGAGCUGGACGAGUCGAUGUUGAACUCCCUCAAUUACCAUUCGAUCCUUCAGCUAUAGCCGAACUCUUACAAGAAUACAAGUUUAAUCCAAAAUCGACAACUAAAACACGCCGACAAAUGAUGCGGUUGAUCAGAGAAUUUUCUGAGCUGUCCAAGGGAAUAAUGCCACUGGGCAUCAAAGAAGUAGUUCUUCCACAGAAAAAGAGUUCUGACAUGAACUCUAAAAAAGCGGCUUAUCGUUUGUUGGAAUUUGAAAAAGAGUUGCAUUCGGACACUAUACGUCGUAAGCGAAAAAGAAAGCAGAUUUUACCGAUUGAUGAGGACGAAAACGGAGAGGGUUUCGAGAACACGUUUACUCCGAUAAACGAGGAUGAGCUUGAGACAAAUGGGUUCGAUAGAGAAGAAGAAGAAGAGAAGGAGGAAGAAGAGGAUAAUAACGAAAAGGAGUUUGGAGCGAACGAUGACAAAAAUCUUCACAAGAAUAAAAAGAAUAAACAAAAGUUGAAAAAUAAAUUCCUCUUAGAAUCCGAAGCGACAAAUAAAUUAGCGGCGAAAAAGCAGAAAAAGAGCAAAAAAACGAAUUUGAAAAACGUUGAAGGAACUUUAUCGAUAACAGAAAAUAGGGAAGACGACAAACAAUUAUCUGUGAACACAAAUUUCAAACUAAAAAGUAAGAAAACAAAGACGAAAAAAUUGCAAAAUGCAAUUAACUAUUUAAAUAAAAAAUUCUUGAAUCGCUCGUCCGAGGAUAUUACUCCGACAAAAACGAAGAAAUCUCGACGGAGUAUCGAGACUGUUUGGGAUAUUUCUAACAAUGACGAUCCACCUACGCCCACCAUGUCGCCCACUUCAAAACCCACGAGUCCCCCUCCAAAGUCUCCGCCCCGAGAAAAAACAAUCGUCAAUGAAACGAAUACGAUCGGGGUGAAAGAAUCUUCCAGCAGUCUUAGCAAAGAAAAAAUUAAACAAAUUCCAUGGCUGCAUCCUGUCCUCACGAAAUUGGAGGAUGAAAAUCCGAAGUUCCAAACUCCGAAUAAAACACAACCGACGGUUGUGCAGAACAACAGCGGUUCAAGUGCAAAGAAACGAGUUAAAAUAAUGUUGCGUCACAAUACGGCACAGCACACCUCCGAAUACAUUCGUCAAUUACGUCAGAGCCCGGCAAUACCUUACGACGCUAAUCGGAAACCAUUGUCAGGAGUUCUUAAGCCGAGUCCUUUGUCCAGUCCGGUCAAUCCGUUUUAUAAGAAAGCGUAGAAUAUCUUCGCCGUAUUGUUCUGCCUUAGACGAAAGUGAGACAAACGUCGAAUAAAGUAUGUCAAGAAUGGAAAA